CGGCGCUGUCAAGCAGGCCAUUUCCGCCGCUGCCACCAUUCCUUUACCUUUUUGAUCAGCAGACGUAAAGCUGGUCUUUUUUUGCGGGCCGCAAAAUAUCUGCUGUUUUCGCAAGCAUCUUUCAAUAAAACCGAGUGACAAUGGUUGUUAAGAAGCCCAGGCCAAAGAAGAAGCCAGUGACCAAGAAGGUGGCUCCGGCUCCUCUGGCAGUCAAGAAACCAGUGGUCAAGAAGGUUGUCAACCAGCUCUUCGAGAAGCGUCCCAAGAACUUCGGCAUCGGCCAGAAUGUUCAGCCCAAGCGCGACCUGUCCCGUUUCGUGCGUUGGCCUAAAUACAUUCGCGUCCAGCGCCAGAAGGCUGUGCUGCAGAAGCGUCUGAAGGUGCCCCCACCAAUCCACCAGUUCAGCCAGAGCCUGGACAAGACCACCGCGGUCAAGCUAUUCAAGCUGCUGGAGAAGUACCGCCCGGAGUCUCCCCUGGCCAAGAAGCAGCGCCUCAAGAAAAUCGCCGAGGCUAAGGUCAAGGGCAAGGAGGUGGAGCCCAAGAAGAAGCCCAGCUAUCUGUCGGCCGGCACCAACACCGUCACUAAGCUGAUUGAGCAGAAGAAAGCCCAGUUGGUUGUGAUCGCUCACGAUGUUGAUCCCCUGGAGCUGGUGCUCUUCUUGCCCGCCUUGUGCCGCAAGAUGGGUGUGCCCUACUGCAUUGUGAAGGGCAAGGCUCGCCUGGGACGCCUCGUCCGCCGCAAGACCUGCACCACCCUGGCCCUGACCAGCGUUGACAACAACGACAAGGCCAACUUCAGCAAGGUCCUGGAGGCCGUCAAGACCAACUUCAACGAGCGCCACGAGGAGAUCCGUCGUCACUGGGGCGGUGGCAUCCUCGGCUCGAAGAGUCUUGCCCGCAUCGCCAAGCUGGAGCGCGCCAAGGCCCGUGAGCUGGCCCAGAAGCAGGGUUAGAGAACACAGCCUAGCAGCAGCGUACAAGACCUAUGCUAUAAGGUGGAGACUUUAAGUACACAUCAAUGAUUUGAACGGGCAAUGACUAUCUGCCUGUCCACUGAGAAACAAUAAACUUUUAAGUGUACAAUUUUUUUGUUUUUUUUUUUUGUUUGUAUGUGCGUGCGAGUGCUUGGACGAGCCAAUCUCGGGUUGGCGGUCAAUAAAUCAACCAUAACUUCUA
Messenger RNA from Drosophila pseudoobscura, 1179 nucleotides. It is a transcript of the gene RpL7A, whose product is annotated as ribosomal protein L7A. Gene Ontology annotation, molecular function: RNA binding. NCBI's taxonomy places the organism in Eukaryota, Metazoa, Arthropoda, Insecta, Diptera, Drosophilidae. The record is from RefSeq and is a predicted model, not a curated record. Bases 141 to 956 code for a protein of 271 amino acids. Gene Ontology annotation, cellular component: cytosolic large ribosomal subunit. The transcript is spliced from 4 exons. Gene Ontology annotation, biological process: maturation of LSU-rRNA; ribosome biogenesis.